This is a messenger RNA of Tarenaya hassleriana, 1927 nucleotides long. RefSeq names its product 4-coumarate--CoA ligase 1-like. Bases 128 to 1789 code for a protein of 553 amino acids. Lineage: Eukaryota; Viridiplantae; Streptophyta; Magnoliopsida; Brassicales; Cleomaceae. The transcript has 4 exons. Gene Ontology annotation, molecular function: 4-coumarate-CoA ligase activity. The record is from RefSeq and is a predicted model, not a curated record.
CCUUCUCUUCUCAGGGCCUCUCGAAUCCAAAUUUCUUGAUUCCCAGUUCGAGAAAUCACUUCGAAAGAGGCCCAAACCGUAGGAAUUCGAUAUUCGAAUCUCGAAAACCCCGAAAAAACCUCCUCCAAUGGCGCCGCAGGAAGCUAUCAGUGACCGGAAAACGAAUGAUGACGUCAUUUUCCGGUCAAAGUUGCCGGACAUAUAUAUUCCCAACCACCUGCCCCUCCACGAAUACGUCUUCGAGAACAUCUCCACCGUCGCAGAGAAGCCGUGCCUCAUCGACGGCCCCACCGGCGAAAUCUACACCUACGCCGACGUCCACGUCAUCUCCCGCCGCGUCGCCGCCGGGCUACACAAGCUCGGGGUCGAAAAAGGUGACGUCAUCAUGCUCCUCCUCCCGAACUCGCAGGAGUUCGUCCUCUCCUUCCUCGGCGCCUCCUUCCGCGGCGCCGUCGCCACCGCCGCGAACCCAUUCUUCACCGCGGCGGAGAUCGCCAAGCAGGCGAAAGCCUCCGCCGCGAAGCUCAUCAUAACACAAAUCUGUCACGCGGACAAGGUCAUGGAACUGAAGAGCGACAACCUCUCCAUCAUGUUCACUGACAAGGAAACCGACAACAACCCACUUCCCGAGGGAUGCCACCGAUUCGCCGAGCUGGCCCACGCCGACGAAUCCGAGCUUCCACGGCCGGAAAUAUCGCCGGAAGAUGUGGUGGCGCUCCCGUACUCGUCGGGAACGACGGGUCUUCCAAAAGGGGUGAUGCUAACGCACAAAGGACUGGUAACAAGCGUUGCCCAGCAAGUGGACGGAGAGAAUCCGAAUCUGUAUUUCCAUAACAAAGAUGUGAUUCUCUGCGUAUUGCCGAUGUUCCAUAUCUACGCAUUGAAUUCGAUAAUGCUCUGCGGGUUGAGGGCAGGAGCAGGGAUUCUGAUAAUGCCCAAGUUCGAGAUCCAUCUGCUGCUGGAACUGAUACAGAGAUAUAAAGUGACGGUGGCACCGAUAGGGCCGCCGAUCGUGUUGGCGAUAGCGAAGUCGCCGGAGACGGAGAAGUACGAUCUGAGAUCGGUGAGGGUGGUGAAAUCUGGUGCCGCCCCCUUGGGGAAGGAGCUUGAAGAAGCUGUCAGUGUUAAGUUUCCUAACGCCAAGCUUGGACAGGGCUAUGGGAUGACGGAGGCAGGCCCCGUCCUGGCGAUGUCGCUAGGGUUCGCAAAGGAACCAUUCCCAGUGAAAUCAGGAGCUUGCGGCACCGUCGUGAGGAACGCCGAGAUGAAGAUCGUGGAUCCCGACACCGGAGAUUCUCUCCCGAGGAACAAAUCCGGCGAGAUCUGCAUCCGCGGCCACCAGAUCAUGAAAGGUUACCUAAACGACGCGGCGGCGACCGCCGCAACGAUCGACGCUGACGGUUGGCUCCACACCGGAGACGUCGGAUUCAUUGACGACGACGACGAGCUCUACAUCGUCGAUCGAUUGAAGGAGCUCAUCAAGUACAAGGGAUUUCAGGUCGCUCCGGCUGAGCUCGAGGCCAUGCUCAUCGCUCAUCCCGAUAUCACCGAUGUCGCCGUCGUCGCAAUGAAAGACGAGGCGGCGGGUGAGGUUCCUGUUGCGUUCGUGGUGAGGGCGAAAGAUUCAGAGAUAACAGAAGAUGAGAUCAAGAAAUAUGUUUCGAAACAGGUUAUAUUCUACAAGAGGAUCAACAAAGUGUUCUUCGUGGAUUCGAUCCCGAAAGCUCCAUCUGGGAAAAUACUGAGGAAGGAACUCAGGGCAAGGCUAGCAAAUGGAUUGGUGAAUUAAAGAAGAAAAUGUAUAUAUAUCAUGUAAUGAAAAAGGGAAACAAAAAGACUCGCAUAAUAUUUGAUUUCUGAUGGUUUUGUUGUAAUAUCGUAUAAUGUUCUGACCGGAUUUCGAAUAGAUUGCUGCUAUUGCGAAAGA